Messenger RNA from Paramisgurnus dabryanus, 1766 nucleotides. It is a transcript of the gene gpsm3, whose product is annotated as G protein signaling modulator 3. Gene Ontology annotation, biological process: regulation of inflammatory response. Gene Ontology annotation, molecular function: protein binding; GTPase regulator activity. NCBI's taxonomy places the organism in Eukaryota, Metazoa, Chordata, Actinopteri, Cypriniformes, Cobitidae. The record is from RefSeq and is a predicted model, not a curated record.
CAAUCAAAUAAAGUUUUAACAGAGCAAAACCAAGCCACCAUGUUAUGAUAUGUUUUUAUUGUGUAUUUUUCAGGCAUGAAGGUUUUUCCACGUGUUCAGCUGAUACGAGGCGCAUAAAUAGGGGUGGAUCGGGGCCAAAGAGAAGAACAGGAAGAGACAGUGAAGACUGUUGGGCUGUUAAGCUGUCAAGACAUUGUGACAGCGUUUAGCUCUUUUACGAAUAAUUUUAAGAGAAACGCUCAUACGUUUGUGACUGAGAUAUGCAGGAGUUGUUGCAUGUCCGUACACGGAGGUGAGGCGCAUGAGGGCUACACCUGACAUUCCGUUGAGAGGACUUCAUUUUAUCUCCAAAGUUUGAGAAGCCUCUCGUAUUUUCUACACGAGCUAUGGAGAGCUCUGUAGAAGCCACUAUGGACUCCCUAGAGGUCAAAGUUGAAGCCUCAGAGGACAAGCAAUUGGAACCUCUUCUCAUUCUCGAAGAGGGGGAUGAACCGUUGGAUGCGAUAAACAACAGAGAUCGAGGACGGACAGUACUGAGAGUUAAGAAGGGUGAUGAAAAGAUAAACAAUGAUAGUGGCAUCAUCGCAGAAGACACGGAGGAAAACGCACACGAUCACAACGAUGUCCAGCUGGGAAAAAGUGAGAGUGAUGUAACAGAAGCAGAAAGGAACGAGGAUAAUCUCGAAAGUCAAAAGGUGAAAGAGCAGGAAAAUAUUUUGAAAAUGGAUGCGAGACUGUCAGAAGGAACACAAGAGACAGACAAGCACGCAGCUGUCAGACCAGAAAAAAUGCCACAAGAAGCAACACAGGAACCAGAAAAGACCAACGCGGAUAUGUCAAGUCAAGAUAAAGCGACUGCUCGAGUAGAAGUUAAGCUACGGCCCAAAGACAGACUGAGCCCUGAUGAUGCAAAGCAAAUGGUUUACAGGUUAUCAGGCUCUCAUGAUGCUCUGUGCGAGCUGCUGUAUACCUUACAAGAGGGCAGAAGACUCAAUGACCAGCGCUGCUCGUUUCAACUGGAGGGCCGCAGAAGAUGUUACUCCGAACCGAGCACACCACGUCACAGCCAUAAAGUGGUCUUCUCCUCCAUGACUUCGCUGCAGAAGGAGGAAUUCUUCGAUUUGCUGGCGACCUCGCAGGGUCGUCGACUCGAUGACCAGCGAGCAGAGCUCCAGAACAUUCCUUCAGCCCCUCCGCCCCCCCAACCUAAAGUCAAACAGAGGAAGAGCAGCUGUAAGGUCACUGAGGUCAGCCGAGCGGUUCCCACACCAGCACCCAAAGAAGACUUGUACAACAUGAUCGUCGUCUCACAAGCGCAGGGCCGAAUUGAGGAGCAGCGCUGCUCGGCUCCAGGGCCGAUGGACGAUGAGGAUUUCUUCUCUUUGUUGUUAAAAGUCCAGGGUGGGAGAAUGGAUGAACAGAGAACAGAGCUCAAAUCUGUUCAUUUAUAGAGCGCAUCAAACUAAAAAUCAAUUCCUGCUAGUUCGGGCCAUGCUAUUAUCUUAUGCAAUGUGUGAGUUUUGAAUCUUUACUGUUCAGAUAUGAAUAACUAUAAUGAUCAGACUACCAAUAUAAGUACACUUGCACUACUUCUCAAUGUUGCCACAAUGAUUGCGCUUCAAAUCACAGCUCUGUAUUGAUAACGGAUAGGAGACUUAUACACAAGUAUAGCUCCGGCUUUCAGGAAAAUCUGAAGGAUUUCUGCCUGUUUCAUGUACUGUAUGUACAUGCUCUGCUAUCUAAAUAAAAACAAAUGUUUAACUGUA